GCACAUCUUAAAAAAAUGUUUAUUCAAUAAUUAAAUUCAUUAUUGAAUGAAAAACAAUAUCUAAUAUGAAGUCAAUGUUAUUUUUAUAUAGAGUUUAAUGAUUUUAAAAUAUGUUUACAGAUCAUGGCGAAAAGUCGAGCCGAAAUACAGAAAGCUUACAGAGAACGAAAAAAGCAGAAAGAGGGAGAAUCGUAUUUAAUAAUAGAACGACAAAGGAGAAUGCAGUAUUAUAAACCCAGCAGCGAAUUGACUCGAACCGAAAGAAUAAAAAGAAACAAAAAGAACAAAGAAACACUGCGCAAGUGGCGUCAAGAGAAAAAAGAAGAGAAGAUACAACAAGAUCAGGGACAUGACUAUGAAGAUGAAAGCGAGAUAUUAAAUGCUUCUACAAGUGGCAAUGAAAGUAACUCUACUAUUCUAAAAGUAUGCAUGAACUUUAAUAGAAGAAAAAAUGCAUCUAGGGUCCGUGUUAGCAGGGCACUUUCAAAAGCUCACAGACAGAUGAAUUCACUUAGAGUAGAAAAUGUCAAACUAACUAAGAGAACAAAAACCCUUCAAAAAAGUUUAGAAAGAUUAAGAAAGAAAGUACUCCCAAAUUCACCAAGAAGUAAAGCCAAUCAGCCAAUAAAGGAGAUAGGACUCUCAAAAUAACAAUCAAAUAAAGUAAGAAAACAUUUAAUACUUGGAAAUGCUGUCAUCGAUGAGGUUCGCGCUGCUCAUCAGGAAAUAAGAGGAAAUCGAAGAGGCGAAGUUCAGACAUUGGGAAACAUUGUGUCAGGAAAAUUUGUAAAAAAAUAUAGAGCAAAGAAAUGGCUAAGUGGAGUAACUGGUAUCGGGCGAAGAAGUCUAACGUGCCUUGAUGGAAAGAAAUUCCAAGCUAAAAAGGUUUACACAAGGAAGCGAACACGAAUGCUAUAUGAAAAAGAGGUGCACGACUUCUUAGAACGCGAUAGCAGAUGUAAGAAAGUCGGAGAAUAUCAAAAGGCAGACAAGAAUACUGACGGACUAUAUGACAAACCUGCACCCGAAAUUUAUUGCAGAAUGCCCCACAAUCAAAUUGUCAAGAGCCACAUUCUGUCGCAUGCGCCCAAUUCAUAUCCUUACAACUAGUUUUAUCAGUAGAAGUACGUGUUUGUGCACAAAACACCAAAACAUGGCUCUGUUGCUUAAAGCUUUACGGAAACAAGAUCUAGAGGUACCGGCAAACCCAGAAACAUUUGCAAAGGAAGGAAUAGCUGAAGAAAUGCUACAAAACAAGUUGCCCGAUCAUGUUGUAUUUUCGCAGUGGAAGAAAAUACAAAUAAUUGAAAAAGAGAAGAAAAAAUUUGUUACCCGUAUUAUAGAAAGUGAAAAAGAGAAAGAGGAAUUCAUCGAAUACUUUAUGAAUCAAGCAGAGGAAUUCAGGGGUCAUGUUGAAAGAGUCCGUAAGCAGUAUGAAGAAAUCAAGAAGCUGAAAGAGAACUUGCCACCUAAUCAUUUAUUAGUGCAGAUGGACUUUGCUGAAAAUUAUUCCUGCAAAAGUGUGGAAGAAAUACAAUCUGCUUAUUGGAAUCAAACUGGUGUGACACUUCACCCUGCUGUAGCAUAUUUCAAGGACGACAAAGGGGAUACGCAGCAUAAAAGUUUCGUUGUUGUAUCUGAUGAGAUGUCUCAUUCCUCAAGUACUGUGCAUGCUAUCCUAGAGAAACUGAUUCCAGAAAUGAAGACUUUGAUAUCAAGUAUAGAAUUUAUCCGUUAUUGGACAGAUUGACCGACAAGUCAAUACAGGAAUCGACAAAUCUUUUUUACUAUAGCCAAUCACAUGGAAAUGUUUGGAAUGAGAGCCAGGUGGAACUAUUUUGAAGUAGGCCAUGGGAAAGGUCCAUGUGAUGGACUGGGUGGAACAACAAAAAGGAUGGCAGAUGAAGCAGUGAGAUGUCAAAAGACAGUGAUUCAGGAUGCUAAUGAUUUCUAUAAAUGGGCUUGCACCUCCAACAUGAAAGGCGUACUGUUUCUUUUUGUUUCAAGUGAAGAAUGCAACCGAAUGGAAGAAUUGUUAAAAUCAAGAGAAGUAAAGCCAGUAAAGGGUACAUUUAAGUUGCACGCCGUUGCUGAUGCUGGAAAAUCAGCUCUGUUUAUAAGAGACACGAGCUGCUAUUGCAAUGUCUGUUUAGGAGGCAAUGUAUGUAAGGGAUGGAGAAAAGAGAUCCUACAGAAAAGCACAGUUCAGAAUGUAGAUGAAAGUAGUUCUAACCAUAUGACAGCGCUGAAAGGAAAAUAUGUAGCAGCUAGAUACUUGGAGAAGUGCUAUAUUGGAAAGGUCACCGAUGAAGAUGACAAUGAAUUUGAAAUUUCAUUUAUGGAAACAAAAAAAGAAAAAUUUCAGUGGCCAAAGAAGAAAGACAUUCUUUGGAUCCCCUCCAAGGAUGUCUUGUUCGUUGUUGCUGAACCUAUGCCAAUAGGGAGAAGCGGGAGAAUGUUUGAAUUGCAACAGCAAGACAAAGAGAAGUUUGGUGUCUUUCUGAGUUAAAUUUAAAAAUUGUGACGUGACACUGGCUUGAGUUUAUGAGUUAAACUUGUUUCUUAUUAUUCCUAUUAAACACCAAACAAAUUUCAAAUCUAAUUGUUGAUUUAUUGAUAUUUUUUUAUUCAUAACUACUAUUUUGAAAUGUGCGUUACCACAUGCAAUCCGUUCGAAUUAAUUAUAUUAAAUGUCAGCUAUGACUUGCAAAGCAGUUGUGAUACUUCAAAACAUUGCAAAUUAGAAAACAUGGACAUGAAAAAGCUGAAAUUUCUUGAUUUAUUCCAACUACGAUAGAUUGUGAAAUGUACGUUACAAUUAUAUAACAUAUUGAAAUUGUCCCUAAACAUAUGAAACGCAUAUAACUGGCAAAAAAAUUUAAAUGAUACAUGUACAUAUUUAGUUGCAAUAUCCAUUCAAAACAAAAUAAUUCAAACUUCAUCACCAAACAAAAUGGUGAUAAGAAAAAUAAGAAGCCUUUUAAACAUUUUUUUUGUUAACUUAGAUCAUAAAAUACACAUUGUUUUAUAAAUAAAAAAACUAGAUGGUAGUUUUCAUGUUUGCAAAGAAUUAUUUGUUGAUUUAGUUGGAUGUAUGCUUUGUUAACACAACAAAAGUCUUAAAUUGUACCUGAAUUAUAUUAUUGUCUUACCUGUAGAAUUCUUUUGAUGAUUACAGUAGUAGUAACGUACAUUUCCUCUACGGUAUUUUGAAAAAAAUACACUCUUUUCAAUUUAUUCCCGAGAAUUCAAAUAUCAAUAUUUGAUAAAAAGAAAACAUGGCACAACAUCUUCAAAUACUUUGUUUUAAAUAAAUCUUAUAAUAAAUGUAUAAUCUUUCAGUGAUUUUUUCUAAAAAUGAAAGAAGCUAUUGUGCCUUAAUAUUGAGAACGGGUGAUAAAUUCAUCAAUAGCAUAAAAGUGGGAUCUGUAUAUCACCCUUGCAGUUUUUGUAUAGAUUGUUUUGGCCACAGAGGUACUGGUAAAUGCAAAGAGAUCUAAAAGAUUAAUUAAAUGACAAAGAAUGUUUGUGUCAUAUUGAAUACCACUUUAUCAGUAUUACCGGUAAUUAAGAUGAUAAAAUGGCAUUAAACAUGGACAAAAGCAGUUUGAUGAACAAUUCUUCAUAUACGGGUAUAUCGAUUUGAACUUGUUCAAAGUAUGAAGCUGAAGGCAAAUUUAACCUUGAAAUAUAAACAGUGUACAAAUGUAAUUGAUUCAUUUUCAGUAAUUAGCACAAAGAAAACACAUUACUUAGAAAUUCAAUUGGUAACUAGCAUAUUAUGAUUUAUGAAUACCAAUACUUUUACUGUAUGUGUUAAU
Messenger RNA from Magallana angulata, 3821 nucleotides. RefSeq lists its product as uncharacterized. The record is from RefSeq and is a predicted model, not a curated record. NCBI's taxonomy places the organism in Eukaryota, Metazoa, Mollusca, Bivalvia, Ostreida, Ostreidae. The coding region runs from base 1010 to 1750 and encodes 246 amino acids. The transcript has a single exon.